CCGUUUAUCUCUUCCAGCCACGCCAACCUGCUCUUACAGGCUCCUCCCUUUGGGGGUGUGGUCUCGCAGCCUAAUUUUCAGCCCCGAACACUUUUGGUCAGUUAGCGAAUGCCUUGGCAUCACUCAAGUUCUGCAGUUGGAAUUUGUGCCGUGCUGAGGUGAACAUGAAGUUCUCUGUUGGCAUCUUUGUCCUGACCUGCUUCGCUCUGCUCGGACUUGGCUCGGCAAUUCGCUGUUACAGUUGCAAAGAUUACACGGCCAGCUGCUCCAAACAACGCGACUGCAGCUAUGAUGACGCCUGUCUGACGCUCACGGAGAGAGGAGGGAUGACCUAUCGCCAGUGCCUCAAGUAUUCAGACUGCGAGUACGGCCGACUGGGCCAGAUGUUCCCACAGGUGUCCAGUUUUACAUUCAAGUGCUGCAACUCGGAUCUGUGUAACUCCGCCCAUUCUGCCGCAGCAAGUUCUCUGAUUGGUGCGCUGGCGUCUGUGGUCGCCACAUGGUGGGUGACCCACUAACGCCGUCGGUUUGACGACCGAUCCCUGCUUCGUGCCAUGCCGUCAAUGUCCAGGUGGAGCUGAUUAUUGGUCGGUCUUUUUUUAAUUUUUAUAAAACUUCACUGAUGCAAGCAGAGUUUUCAUAUGGUCCAGAUUUCAUCAAUGUUAAACACAGAAAAAGAAAAAAAAAACAAGCAAGCACUUCAGGACAAGUCUCAUAGUGAUGAGGGCAUAGAUUUGUAACAUACUAUCACGAGUGUAACUGAGAGCACACCAAAAAUCACAUUUUUGUCUGUACCUUGGUUUUAAGGUCAUUCGAUAUGGUUAAGGGAAGAAAAAGCAAAAACAAACAGCUAAUUUAUUGCGUAACCCAACAGAUUGCAUGGCACUUAAAAGGAAAACAUCAACAGCCUGAAUAUUUUUCUUUUCGGAAAGAGCAACAAUAAUAAUUGGUCUUUAUUUCGGGAAAUGACGCCAAAAAUUUAACAAUUUAAAAUUUAAACAAAAGGUUGUUUAAAUGCAGCAGAAAAAAAACAACAACAACAUAUGGCUAGCCAUGAUGUCGUCCGCGAUUCAGAUACUGAGCUGCACUGUGUUUGUUUGCGGACCUGGCGUGUGGCUACUUCUCGUCCCUUACCUAACAUGUUCAGCGUGAUAAUUCCUCGAUCAUGUUUCAUAAUUGCCCCUGCAAUUGGUUGUUAUUUUACGGCUAGUUUUGAAACAUUACGUCGAGCUUUCGCAGGCCUCGAGUUCUGACACCUGUGCUUGUAAUGUUUAUGUAACGUUGUCAUUUUCCUUGUAACUACUGUCAACAAAAUAAAUGUGCGAGAUGUAAAUAA
Messenger RNA from Hippocampus zosterae (dwarf seahorse), 1336 nucleotides. RefSeq names its product CD59 glycoprotein-like. Lineage: Eukaryota; Metazoa; Chordata; Actinopteri; Syngnathiformes; Syngnathidae. The transcript is spliced from 5 exons. The coding region runs from base 165 to 518 and encodes 117 amino acids. The record is from RefSeq and is a predicted model, not a curated record.